This is a messenger RNA of Mercenaria mercenaria, 2484 nucleotides long. RefSeq names its product GATA zinc finger domain-containing protein 14-like. The record is from RefSeq and is a predicted model, not a curated record. The transcript is spliced from 6 exons. Lineage: Eukaryota; Metazoa; Mollusca; Bivalvia; Venerida; Veneridae. The coding region runs from base 47 to 1468 and encodes 473 amino acids.
AGUGAAGUGUCCAUUUCUACCAGUAUCACAUUUCCAUGACAACCUGAUGGCGUCAUCACUGUCUAACACAGUCGGUAGUGUUGUAGAGUUCAUCUGUACCGGCACCGACGAAAUCUUGUCGGGACCGUCAGUUCUAAAGUGUACAACAACAGGGAAAUGGAAUGGCUCUGUCCCAACAUGUGUAGAUGAAAAUGAAAUAUCAACAUCUACUGUAUCUAGCACGACAGGGUCUACAACGAUAACACCGACAGCUAGUCCGGCGGAAAUACAGGUGGAGACAGUCCUGAUAGUUCUAUGGGUAACUGGAGGUCUCCUCUUGGUGACGCUAGUCGUCCUGAUGACGUGUAUACUUACGUCACAUAAGAAACGUCAAAGAAACAGAUCAGAGAGGGCUUCCCCACGUGGACAAGGAAAUCCAAGGCAUGGUGGUGUAAAUCCAACAUUCUCAAACUAUGACGAAAUCUGGACGUGGAUUCCUGUAUUGACGGACAACGAUCAUUGCCGAAAUCAAAAUAGUGCCUCCGCAAUAGAAAAUAGUGCUACUCAAACAAACAGAGAAUUAAUGAGAAAUUUAAGACUACCUUCUUACAACGAAGCAGUAAGUGUUAGUCCCCGCGAAUACAGAUCUUCUAACGAAAGACAAAAUGUGUCUCAAAGACAAAAUGUCAGUCCAGGUCAAACUGUGACACAUUCUAAUGUCCAAAGACAGUCACAAGGAAAUGUACAUGCAAACGGCAAUAAUAGAAGAAAUACCACAAGAUUAACAAACGCGAAUAGAAAUUCUAACAAUCGUGAAAGAGGCAGUCACAUACAAAACGAAAAUAAUCAAACAAGAUGUCAAAUCAGAGUUGACACAAAUACAACUGUAAAUUCAGCUGAACAGCACCAUUAUGAAACUAUUCCAGCCGACAUGACCGUACAGCCAAAUAUUCGAAGAAAUCCAGAAAACGUCACUCGCGUGAGGGUCACAACUUCCAGUGGUUCUGCCUUGCAACAAGCACGUGAUCUCGUUAAUCAGUCUACUGCGCAUGACCGACGUCCUCAACCGUCUGCACCAGAGUAUAAUAACGCGUCCGGUGAACCGAGAACUGGACCAGGAGAAAGUAGUUCUAGAGAUUCUAAUCGUCGUCUAGCUGUUCAUACAAAUCCGUCCGCAGAAUUGUUGAGAGGAACACAGGUUUCACGUUCUCAAGUACAUAGAUCAGCACAGAACUGUCAUCGCAGCUCUUACGAUUUUCGACACAGUGAGGCGAGUGUGUUUGAAUAUUAUGGUGACGGUGGGCGCCGAGGAAGAAGCAGCAUUCCAUCUACAUAUACUGUCAUCCAUGAUCCGCCUCCCCCAUACAGUGUUUUCAGAGAGCCUUCUUGCCAGGGACGUGUCACAAUUUCCGACCCGACAGCGUCAAGAACGUCUGCACCUAUAGCGGUAACGUCGUUUCGCACAGGAUUAGAAAGUCAGUAUUUCUAGACAAAACUAUCUAGCUGGGAUACAUCAAGUGGUCUACUAAACGGUGCUACUAAGUCUAGACAUAUCGACACUAGCUGGCCUUUUUGGCACCACCUUGUGUGGCCGUUCCUUCGUCACCAUAAAUUAUGUUUUCAGAAUUAUAUGUAUGUACUCGUUUGUCAAGUUUAAGAUAUAUGUUUAGAGAUAAAUACAUUGUCAGUGCUUGCCUUUCUGUAUUGUACACCUCUUUUUGCAAAGAAAUAUGUUUCUCGGUGUGAAAACUACAUUUCUCCGUCUUUUUGAGACAGCUGAACUAGAUUGAAACAACAUUCAGGCAUAGUUCAUCACCUGGAUUGAUCAAUGGUCAGUUCCUCUAUAGUUUAUGUUGGACGACAUGAAAUGUUUUUGUCAAUUAAUUAUUCACAUUUUAUUAUUGUAUUACAGUAUUAGUUUUUGUGCCAAACUUUGAAAUAUUGAAAUGUGCUUUUAGCACAUUAUUAUACAUUGUACAUUUCAUAUUAUCAGUGUAAUCCUUAUAUGGAGAUAUUUGUUUCUUAAUAUAUCAUUAUGUUUAUAUCUAUAUAAUUGUUUUGACCAUGUUUAUUUGAUCUGUUCCAUACGUGCCAAUGUUUAAUAUUGAUGUAGAUUUUUUUUAUUUGUGAAUGUUAAAAAAUCAAAACAUAUUUAUCACGUUUGACGUCGCGUGAAAUGAAUGAAAUAAAGCCAUUGCACCAUUAUUUUGACGUCGACGUCGAUUUAGGUAUACGAUACGUUGGUCGAAUUGAUUUUGACUAUGAUAGGUAUAGAAUGAGUCAACAGCAUUAGCUAACGUGUGGUAGAAAGAAUAUUAAAUGUGUGUCUUUCCACACUGAUUUUAUUAAACUCGUAGAAUAAAAGUAAUAAAAUGCUCAACUCGUUUAAUAAAGUCUCUUUUUAUGCCAAAUAUUAAUAUCAUGUAAAUAAGCUUUCUAUGUAAUAUAUAGAGGAUAUUUCUUUGUUUCAGAGUAAGAUUGAAAUAUUUUCAACGAGUGAACACC